Messenger RNA from Neohortaea acidophila, 666 nucleotides. Its product is annotated as acyl-CoA N-acyltransferase. The record is from RefSeq and is a predicted model, not a curated record. The coding region runs from base 1 to 666 and encodes 221 amino acids. Gene Ontology annotation, molecular function: acyltransferase activity, transferring groups other than amino-acyl groups. NCBI's taxonomy places the organism in Eukaryota, Fungi, Ascomycota, Dothideomycetes, Mycosphaerellales, Teratosphaeriaceae. The transcript has 3 exons.
AUGACCGACGCCUCCAUCGUCGAACUAGAGGAGCCCGAGUUCCACGAAAUCCUUACGAAACGCCUCCGCCUGCGCACCGUUCGCGUGGCAGACACCGAACUGAUCAUGCCACUGAUCACGAGACCAGAAGUAAUGUACUGGACAUCACAAGGGCCUGUGCAGAAUGUGGAGCAAGGCAGGCAAUGGAUGUCGGCGAGGACGCCAGGGCGAGAUUGUUUCAACUUUGCUAUCGAGGAAAGGAACGAUGCUACAGAGAAGGACAAGAAGUCGCCGCCGCCUAUUGUAGGUCUGGCGGGCUGCUUUCAUCCCCCAGAGAUAGGUUACAUGAUUCAUCCAGAUCACGCAGGCAAAGGCUACGCAACCGAAGCCCUGCAAGCCCUGAUUCCAGAGAUCUUCGAGCGUUUCCCUUCAGCUAACGAGGGCGGCAUUGGCUUCGACCAUAUAGAAGGGUGGGUGGAUAGCAAGAAUGGCGCGAGCCGCCGAAUCCUCGAGAAGACCGGGUUCGUGUUCUGCGAAACACACAUAGACGCUGACAACCAAGUCCGCGGGCCGUGCGAGUUGUUGAUUUUCCGCAUAGCGCGGCCUGGAAAGACUUUGGAGGGACUGGGCCUCGUACCCAAAGCGAAUGCUGAAUCGGAUGGGCCGCCAUCGCCUCCAGUACAAUGA